CUCCGCUCAGAGCUGAAGUUGUUCGGCUGUGUGAUCGGGAAAGAUUUUCGUCUCUUCCGUCGGGAUCCACUGUCUGCGGGCCGAAGAUAUCACUUUCCCAUCGUUUGACCUGCAGUGAGAAGAUUUAUUGGACUGAAGACGAGGGAACAGCAACAAGUGAACCAGCCCGAGGACUGAGAGCAUCAACUGGAGAGAAACCAAUCUGGCUCGGAGAUUCCGGUGAUUCAGUCAGGAGAAAGUUUGGUUAAAAUCAAGAAGGAAUUUGUCUCCAGGAAGUUCAAACACGGCACACCAGUUUUGUUGUCUCUGUCUAGAUAUUUAAGGAGCAAGGGAUUCAAUCGACCAUCCUUCCUGCUCAACUGUGGGGAGGGAUUUAUUCGGUCAUUUGACCAACUGGCAACCCGUCAUUUUACACAGGAGAAAGGCUGUUCACCCGUUCAGACAGUGGGAAUGGAUUCAGUCGGUUAUCACAAUUGAAGGUACAUCAGUAAUUUCACACUGGGCAAGGCCAUUCACCUGUUCUGUGUGUGAGAAGGCUUUCAGUCGGUCAUCCCACCUGUGGACACACCAGUCAGUUCACACUGGGCAGAGGCUGGUCAUCUGCUGAACAUCUGGGAAAGGAUUCACUCAUCUGAUCUAAUGGCACACCAGCGUGUUCACAUUGGGGAGAAGCCAUUCACCUGCUCAGUCUGUGGGAAGGGAUUCACUCAGCCAUCCACCCUACAGAGUCACCAGCGAGUUCACACUGGAGAGAGGCCUUUCACCUGCGCAGAAUGUGGGAAGGGAUUCACUAAGUCAUCCACCUUACUGGUACAUCAGCGAGUUCACACUGGGGAGAAGCCAUUCAGCUGCUCAGUCUGUGGGAAGAGAUUCACUCAGUCAUCCCACCUACAGAGUCAUCAGCGAGUUUACACCGGGGAGGGGCCGUUCACCUGCUCAGAAUGUGGGAAGAGAUUCACUUAUUCAUCCACCCUACAGAGUCAUCAGCGAGUUCACACUGGGGAGAAGCUGUUCACCUGCUCAGAAUGUGGGAAGAGAUUCACUUAUUCAUCCACCCUACAGAGUCAUCAGCGAGUUCACACUGGGGAAAAGCCGUUCACCUGCUCAGUCUGUGGGAAGGGAUUCACUCAGUCAACCCACUUACAGAGACACCAGCGAGUUCACACUGGGGAGAAGCCGUUUACCUGCUCAGAAUGUGGGAAAAGAUUCACUGAUUCAUCCGCACUACAGAAGCAUCAGCGAUUUCACACUGGGGAGAAACCGUUCACCUGCUCAGAAUGUGGGAAGAGAUUCACUGAUUCAUCCACCCUACGGAAGCAUCAGCGAGUUCACACUGGGGAGAAGCCGUUUACCUGCUUAGAAUGUGGGAAGAGAUUCACUCAGUUAUUCAAUCUACAGAGACAUCAUCGAGUUCACACUGGGGAGAAGCCUUUCACAUGCUCAGUCUGUGGGAAGAGAUUCACUGAUCUAUCCACCCUACUGAGGCAUCAGCGAGUUCACACUGGAGAGAGGCCGUUCACCUGCUCAGAGUGUGGGAAGGGAUUCACUCGGUCAUCCCACCUACUGGCACACCAGCAAGUUCACAUUGGGAAGAAGCCAUUCACCUGCUCAGUCUGUGGGAAGGGAUUCACUCAGUCAUCCAAUCUACAGAGACAUCAUCGAGUUCAUACUGGGGAGAAGCCAUUCAUCUGCACAGUCUGUGGGAAGCGAUUCACUGAUCCAUCCACCCUACUGAGUCAUCAGCGAGUUCACACUGGGGAGAAGCCGUUCAUCUGCUCAGAAUGUGGGAAGAGAUUCACUGAUUCAUCCACCCUACGGAAUCAUCAGCGAGUUCACACUGGGGAGAAGCCAUUCACCUGCUCAGUCUGUGGGAAGGGAUUCACUCAGUCAUCCCACCUACAGAGACACCAGCGAGUUCACACUGGGGAGAAGCCGUUCACCUGCUCAGAAUGUGGGAAGAGAUUCACUGAUUCAUCCGCCCUACUUUGUCAUCAGCGAGUUCACACUGGGGAGAAGCCGUUCACCUGCUCAGAAUGUGGGAAGAGAUUCACUGAUACAUCCACCCUACGGAAGCAUCAGCGAAUUCACACUGGGGAGAAGCCGUUUAACUGUUCAGAAUGUGGGAAGAGAUUCACUCAGUUAUCCAAUCUACAGAGACAUCAUCGAGUUCACACUGGGGAGAAGCCGUUCACGUGCUCAGUCUGUGGGAAGAGAUUCACUGAUCUAUCCACCCUACUGAGUUAUCAGCGAGUUCACACUGGAGAGAGGCCGUUCACCUGCUCAGAGUGUGGGAAGGGAUUCACUCAGUCAUCCCAACUACUGGAACACGUCAAUUCAUAGUGGGGAGUGGCCGUUGUUAUGAAUCCCUAGGUUUCGUUUGCUGUGGACUGUCAUUUUAAGAGAGAGAAAUAAAAAGUCUGACUUGCAGCUUGUUUACAUUGCUCGCAGCUUGUUUCGUUUUAACCGAGGACACAGACACUCAGAGUCAGACGGAGACGGAUGAAAAAUGAAAGGAUUGAAACCAGGGAAAUAGUGGCCAAAGGUCACUGUUUAGAACAUUCCUAUGCCCACAAGGGUGGGUUAAUUAUCCAUUCGCCAUACAUCGAAUGUGUGGUUGUCACCUCAUUUAACCCAUAGGAGUGGAUCUGAUUUGGGAUAUCCUGUUUAGACCACUUAGUGUUAACCCUUGCCUGUGUGUGAUGUGGUCAUUCAUUUGAAGAUGAUACCCCUCAUGACAAGUCACAUUCACUGAUAAUUCGUAUGUAGAUUUGUAAAGAUGAUGGAUAAAAUCUACAGCAACUGUUCUCUCAUUUUAACACUGUGGAACCUGCAGAACAGACAGACAGACUGACGUACUUUAUUGAUCCUGAGGAAAAUUGAGUUUCGUUACAGCCGCACCAUCCAAGAUAGUGUAGAAAUAUAGCAAUAUGAAACCAUCAAUAAUUAAAUAAUAAUAAGUUAAUCUUUGCAAGUGGAAAUAAGUCCAGGACCAGCAUAUUGGCUCAGGGUGUCUGACACUCCGAGGGAAGAUUUGAAAAGUUUGAUGGCCACAGGCAGGAAUGCCUUCCUGCGAUGCUCAGUGUUACAUCUCGGUGGAAUGAGUCUCUGGCUGAAUGUAUUCCUGUGCCUAACCAGUACUUUAUGGAGCGGAUGGGAGUCAUUGUCUAAGAUGGCAUGCAACUUGGACAGCAUUCUCUUUUCUGACAUCACUGUCAGAGUGUCCAGUUCCACCCCCACAACAUCACUGCCCUUACGAAUGAGUUUGUUGAUUCUGUUGGUGUCUGCUACCCUCAACCUUCUUUCCCAGCACACAACAGCAAACAUGAUAGCACUGGUCACCACAGCCUCGUAGAACAUCCUCACCAUCGUCUGGCAGAUGUCAAAGGACCUCAGUCUCCUCAGGAAAUAGAGUCGGCUCUGACCCUUCUUGUUAACAGCCUGAGUGUUCUCUGAGCAGUCCAGUUUAUUGUCAAUUCGUAUCCGCAGAUAUUUUUAAUCCUCCACCAUGUCCACACUGAUGCCUUGGAUGGAAACAGGGGUCACCGGUGCCUUAGCCCUCCUCAGGUCCACCACCAGCUCCUUAGUCUUUUUCACAUUAAGCUGCAGAUGAUUCUGCUCGUACCAUCUGACAAAGAUUUCCACCAUAGCUCUGCACGCAGCCUCAUCUCCCUUGCUGUUCGACAUAACUGCCUUCUCUUGACAUUUACCCUAAUUUACAAAUAUCUCUCCCAUCACCUAUUUUGUGGAUAAACUGAACUUUCAUACCUUACCAUCUGAAGACUCCAAGCCUUGUUUCCCCUGAGCUCAAUAGUUUGGGAGUUAAAUUUACACACAUAUAUACACAUAACACUGUUAAUUUUCGUUUAACUUGCUUAAGUUACUAUAUUAUAAGUGGAUACUAAUAAGCAUUGUGGUUUUCACAUCAAAAACAGAUUCCAGUAGUAGUCUGUUGCUGCUGGUUCGUUUCUGAAGCGUUACGGUUCGCCUGCAUCUGGGAUAUGAUCAAAUUUGAGGAUUGAUUAAUUAUCAAUUUCAUUGGGGAAAACUCUUUUGAUUUAUUUCUGUUUGGGAAAUUUGCAGCAAUGGAUGUUGAUCGAUGUCAGGAAGCGCCAACCUCUGAGGCAUUAGAGGACGCCAGAAGGGUUGAGUUGUUGAGUAUUGCUGAAAGGUUAAAACUUGUUAAGGUGAAAUUGACAAUGAGGAGGGCACAGAUGCAGAGGGUGAUAGCUGAACAUUAUGUAUCUGAGGGUGUGUUUAAAGUGGAGGAGUUGGAGGUGUUUCCUGAAAGUAAACCUCGUGAGCUUGAGCUCCAGUACAAGUGAGAAAAAUUAAAGAUUGAGGCUGCGGAAAGGCAGAGGCAGUUUGAGGCUAGAGAGGCAGAAAAACAGACAGAAAAUUGUCUCAUAAAGUGUGAUAAAGGGAAAGGCUUAGCAUGCCUAUACUGCUUUGCCAGUUGAUGAAGCAGCUGAUUUUUUAUACUGCACCAAUCAUCGCCACUGGGCUAUAAACGUGCAGGAGCAGUGUGUGGUUCAGUGCUUUGCUCAAAAACACUCACACUGCCUCGGCUGAGGCUCGAAAACAUGACCUUCAGAUCACUAGUUCAACACCCUAACCAGCUGGCCACGCACCACACAUUAUGACAUAGUGAAACAGGCUGUGCUCAAAGCUUAUGAGUUGGUCCCAGAAGCAUAAAGGCAAAAGUUUAGAAAUUUGAAGAAACCUGUGAACCAGACUUAUAUGAAAUUUGCUUAUGAGUAAUUUGAGUGUAUUGCCCGCUGGUGCACAUAUAAAAAUGUAAAUGAUGAUUUUAACAGCUUGAACGAGUUGGUUUUAACUGAAGAAUUCAAUAAGUGUGUCCCUGAUGACAUAAAGACAUAUUUAGAUGGAAAUGAUGCUGCCACUAUGCAGGAGUCUGCUAGAUUAGCAGAUCAGUUUGCUUCAACUCAUAAGCGUAUGGUUACCCUGAAUAAGAGUUUCGAAAAGAGUAGCAGGGAUGACCAGGGUAAACCAGAAAUUAAUGCUGGGAUUUGUCACACUUGUCAAGUUUUGGCUAAACCUCAUCAGGUCACCCCAGUGGCCCCACUGUGGUCUAUACCUGCAUUCUGUGAACCCUUUUCUAAAGUUAUAGAGAAUUAUGUUGGCCCAUUGCCAAAGACUAAAGCUGGCCAUCAGUAUCUGCUAACUAUUAUGUGUACUGCGUCCAGAUUCCCAGAGACAAUACCGCUCAGAAAUAUUAAAGAUAAAACUGUGUCGAAGGCUCUUACUGAGUUUUUUUUUACUUUAUUUGAUUUGCCUCAAGAAAUCCAGUCUGAUCAAGGAAGUAAUUUUACAACUGGGUUAUUCCAGCAGGUAGUUUAUGAACUGGGAGCAAAACAAAUUACAUCGUCUACAUACCAUCCGGAAUCACAAGGGGCUUUAGAAAGAUUUCACUCUACCCGCAAAACAAUGAUUAAGACACACUGUGUUGAAAAUGGAAACGACUAGGAUGAAGGAAUACAUUUGCUUUUGUUCGCAGUAAGAGAGUCGGUUCGGGAAUCAUUGGGCUUUACUCCAUUUGAACUCGUAUUUGGACGCAGAGUGAGGUGACCUUUGACCUUGUAAAAGGAGCGGUGGAUUGAUGGGGAUGUACAUGUUAACUUGUUAGACUAUGUUUUAAAUUUCAAAAAUAAACUUCACCAAUUCUG
Molecule: messenger RNA, 5684 nt
Organism: Hypanus sabinus (Atlantic stingray)
Lineage: Eukaryota; Metazoa; Chordata; Chondrichthyes; Myliobatiformes; Dasyatidae
Product: gastrula zinc finger protein XlCGF26.1-like
Exons: 3
Coding region: 640-2340 (566 amino acids)
Source: RefSeq, a predicted model, not a curated record